GACGAUAUAUCGUCCGCAGGUGGUGUCGUCGCGUGGUCUAGCAUAACAACGCGUGCGUUCGUGCUUACGUCGAAUAUAUGAAAAGCAAACAACCGUUUUCACUCGAGUGUAAAGUGCGGCCGCUCUUUGGUGUGUUUAGUGUUGAAGGUGCAGUGCAGUGAGGUGGUCUCACGCGAGGCGAAGAAGUGUGGAAAAUAGAAAGACCCCCUCCCCCAUCAGAGGCUCAAUUGACACCCACCAAAGUGUCCAGUGGCAGGUGUUCUGGCGUGUGCGUGUGUGUGUGUGUGUCGACUGCGGAUUAUGAAAUGUUAUACGGCGUAAAACGGUUGGCGAAAGCGAAAUAGGAGAGCGACCGCAUCGUAUCCUGUCCCGGCCCGGCCCGGCGUGCAACGACCGCGCGAUCGUUUGUUUUGUUCCCGGGGGGCGAUUAGAAGGAGUAACCUGAGAAGCUUCCCAAAGCUGGAAGUGAGCCGCCAAUCGCUCGACUAAAGUGUCCAUUUCGUGCAAAUGAAAUCUAUCGAUCGUGCAUCGCGCCACCAGCGGAUUCAUAAUUAUCGAUGCUUAAGUGGUAGCACAGUGCCGCGUGUCGAUGGCACUGACAAGGAUAGGCGGUGAUGUUGGUGAAGUGAUGCCACCCUGUGCUGUAUACUACUAACAAUUACACGCGCGAAAAUAGCAAAAUCCAUGGUUUCAUCUCAUGUCAAUGACCAUUUGAUUGUUUGGCCAGAACAAAGUGUAGAGCGCCGUGUGCAUUAAAUCAUUAUUGAAACGCGUCAAACGUAGCGAAACUGAACUGACAGCAGUGAUUGAGCAAUUUUACUGGAUUGAUAUUUACUCAUAUGUAAAUUAAUGCCAUCAUCUUAACAACAAGGCACAAUGAAUCGCAGCAUAUCCUUCGGUGCGUCGUUGCUGGUGCUCGUGAUGGCACUGCUCGCACUGACCACACCAACCGUCAUCAAGAUGUGUCCCAAGGACUGCCACUGUGAUCUUGAUCAAAAGGGACGAUACAGGGCCAUCUGCAGUAGAGUGGAAUGGAUAGCACCACCGACGUCACAAUUCGAUCCCAAUCUGGAAGUGCUCAUCAUCACCAACUCACGGCAUCCGUUGGUCGUUGGUCCGACUUUUCAAUUUUUCAAAAACCUCGAAAUUUUACGAGUGGUCGAGUCGAAUGUGCCCUCGAUCGGUGAUCGCUCCUUUUGGGGUUUGGUGCGGUUGAAAACGAUCGAUCUGUCACGCAACAACAUCACCCAGCUCUCGAUGGAGAACUUCCGUGGCCAGGAUAACCUGCUUGAGCUCGACCUGUCGCGCAAUCGGUUGGAGCGAGUGGCGAGCGGUACAUUUGCCCAUCUGAAGGAAUUGAAAACGCUUCACAUGAUAGAUAGUUCGAUCAACGAGCUCAACACGCGACUAUUCCUGCAUCUGGCCAAGCUGAAGUACCUCGAUCUCAGCAUGAACUCCAUCGAGGAUCUGGCGCCAGAAGUGUUCAAAGAUGUGCAGGAUUUAAAGACAUUUAAAGUGCGCGGAUGUCGACUGUCUAACGUGAACCCGCAGAUCUACAACAUCCUUUCCCACCUAACCGAGCUAGAUCUCGGUCAGAAUCAGUUCAAAUUCCUAGAUAAGGAAGAAUUCAAGGACCUUCGCCAUCUGCGGAAGCUGCGCCUGGACGGUAACCAGCUGUCGGUGAUCGUGGACGAGCUGUUCCUCCACCAGAAAGGUCUAACCUUCCUUGAUAUCUCCCGGAACCGGUUGGCCAAGAUAGCGGACAGGGCGUUCGAGAACCUCGUCAACCUGACCUUUCUCGACGUCUCGUACAACAAGCUGUCCCACAUCGAGCCGGUAUGCUUGCGGCCCCUGCGCAACCUGCAGACGCUCAACAUCAGCGGUAAUCUGGCGCUCGAUUUGACCGAGAUGGAGGACACGAUACAGACCGUAAAGGACAUUUCCUCACUCGUGAUUGCCGACCUCGGUUCGCUUCCGCUGAACCUCUUCACCCCGUUCAAGCGACUAACCGCACUGAAUCUGUCCGGGAACCACAUCGAUAACAUCACCAUACAAAUCAUCGAGCCACUGGCCCAGCUGGAGUUUCUCGAUCUGUCCCGGAAUCAGCUGAACGGGAUCCCGGAACGGUACGCUGCCCAGCUGUCCCGCAUCGCAGAUGUUAAGCUGGAAAACAACCCGCUGAUCUGUGACUGGUGCCACAUGGGACCGCUCAUCAUGAAGGCCAAGAAGCUUCCGGAGGGGCUGCCCUGGCAGGAGGUGCCCCGUUGCUUUCUGCCGGAGCGUUUGCGCGAGGUCCGCAUCGAUGGGCUCGACCAGGACGGUGUCGAGGACUGUAUGGAGGUGAUCGUGGACGAGGAUCACGAUGCGGCCAGCACGUCACACAACUUCCUCGAGCAAGCGGGUAGCGUGAGCAUACUGGCCUUCUUCGGAUUGAUUGUGCUAAUCCUGCUGACCACCAUCGUCGUAUCGAUCGCGCUCUGUCUCUCGAGGCAUCGAGCACGGUACUACACACACGAAGAUAAACGAGAUGCCAUCCUGGAGAAGCAUACCGAAACGCCGGUGCUGACGUCGGGGAGCGAAAUCAACUUUAAGUUCCCGUACAACGAGCGCGUCUGCACGAUCGAUGAGAUGUGCCUGCCGGCACCACCGCCCCCACCCGGCAAGCUGGCCCCGGCCGUCAUCGAGCGGUUCGAUUAA
Messenger RNA from Anopheles darlingi, 2697 nucleotides. Its product is annotated as insulin-like growth factor-binding protein complex acid labile subunit. The transcript has 14 exons. The record is from RefSeq and is a predicted model, not a curated record. The coding region runs from base 877 to 2697 and encodes 606 amino acids. Gene Ontology annotation, molecular function: protein binding. Lineage: Eukaryota; Metazoa; Arthropoda; Insecta; Diptera; Culicidae.